UUCAGUGGACGAGUGGCUGCGCACACAGGAUUGCUCCUAUACGUUUUGAGUCGCUCUCUGUCUCUCUCUGCGAUGAAAUUUUCGCUUUAAACUAGAGUGCCAAAUUCACCCCCAAAAUGACGGUGGAUUUUGAAGAUUGCAUCAAAGACUCACCCCGAUUUAGGGCGAACAUCGAUGAGGUGGAAACUGAAGUAGUGGAGAUCGAAGCUAAGUUAGACAAGCUGGUGAAGCUGUGCAGUGGGAUGAUUGAAGCAGGGAAGGCAUAUGUCAGUGCCAACAAGCUCUUCGUCAACGGCAUCCGAGACCUGUCGCAACAGUGCAAGGAGGACGGAAUGAUAUCGGAAUGUUUGGAGAAGUGUGGAGAGAGUCUGCAGGAAAUAGUGAACUACCACAUGAUCCUGUUUGACCAGGCUCAGAGAUCUGUGAAGCAGCAGCUGCACAACUUUGUCAAAGAGGACGUGCGUAAGUUUAAGGAGACAAAGAAGCACUUUGACAAGGUUCGGGAGGACCUGGAGAUCGCCCAGGUGAAGAAUGCUCAAGCUCCCAGGAACAAAGCACAUGAGGUGGAGGAGGCCACCAGUGCGCUCAGCGUCACACGCAAGUGCUUCCGCCACCUGGCCCUGGACUACGUGCUGCAGAUCAAUGUCCUUCAGGCCAAGAAGAAAUUUGAGAUCCUGGAUGCGAUGCUGUCCUUCAUGAAUGCCCAGUACACACUCUUCCAGAAGGGCUACCACCUCCUGGACGAGAUCGACCCCUACAUGAAGAAGCUGGCCGCUGAGCUGGACCAGCUGGUGAUCGACUCAGCGAUGGAGAAGCGAGAGAUGGAGCACAAACAUGCCACCAUUCAGCAGCGGACCCUCCUACAGGACUUUGCCUACGAUGACUCUAAGGUGGAGUUCAAUGUAGAUGCCCCCAAUGGAGUGGUGAUGGAGGGCUAUCUGUUCAAGAGAGCCAGCAAUGCCUUCAAAACGUGGAACAGACGGUGGUUCUCCAUCCAGAACAGUCAGCUGGUGUAUCAGAAGAAGCUAAAGGACUCUCUGACCGUGGUGGUAGAGGACCUGAGACUGUGUUCUGUCAAGCCGUGUGAGGACAUUGAGAGGAGGUUCUGCUUCGACGUAGUGUCCCCUACCAAGAGCUGCAUGCUACAAGCUGAGUCCGAGAAGCUCCGACAGUCCUGGAUCCAGGCUGUGCAGGCCAGCAUUGCCUCAGCCUACAGAGAAAGUCCAGAUAACUACUACAUCGAGCGCCUGGACCGCACGGCCUCACCCUCCACCAGCAGCAUCGACUCGGCGAGCGAGCCACGCGAGCGCAGUGCCAGGCCCGACAGCGUGCCACAGCGGGUGCAGGGGUUGCCGGGCAACGAACUGUGCUGCGACUGUGGCCAGGCAGACCCGCGCUGGGCCAGCAUCAACCUGGGCAUCCUACUGUGCAUCGAGUGCUCGGGCAUCCACAGGAGUUUGGGGGUGCACUGCUCAAAGGUCCGCUCUCUAACUCUGGACUCGUGGGAACCCGAGCUACUGAAGCUGAUGUGUGAGCUGGGGAACGGCGUCAUCAACCACAUCUACGAGGGAACGUGUGAGGAGCAGGGCCUGAAGAAACCAGGUCCCAAUAGUCCAAGGCAAGAGAAGGAGGCCUGGAUCAAGGCCAAGUACGUGGAGAAGAAGUUCCUGAAGAAGAUGGCAACCGGGGAGGCACUAGCGAAUGGCGACAGGAAGCCAGAGAGCCACUGGAGCGCCAAGAAAUGCCAGCGGCACAAUAGCGCCAUCACCGCGCCCAAAGGCCAGAGGAAGUGCAGGCAGGAGGCCGUCUUGGCCUCCAACACCACCCUCUCCUCAGCCGCCGCUGCCCUGGAGAGAAAGUUCCGGCGAGACUCGCUGUUCUGCCCAGAUGAGCUGGACUCUCUCUUCUCGUACUUUGACACUGGCUCAGGGCCCCGCAGCCCCACAGGUCUCAGCAGCGACAGUGGCCUUGGUGGCAGCACGGAUGGCAGCACAGAUGUCCUGCUCUUCGGCCCCGUGGUGGACAGCGUGACUGAGGAAGAGUGUGAGGUGUCGGAGGACUCAAGUGGCGAGGCCGAGCUGGAGCCGGAGGCGUCAGACCCUGAAGAUGGGCGCGAGCUCCACCCGGGGUCGCUGCUCUACAAGGCGUGCCGUGCACGCAACCUGCCCGCCAUGGCUGAAGCGCUUGCACUCGGCGCCGACGUCAACUCCGCCAAUGAGGAGGACGAGGGAAAGAGCCCACUCAUCCAGGCUGUGACGGGAGGCUCUUUGAUAGCUUGUGAGUUUCUCCUGCAAAACGGCGCCGACGUCAACCAAAGAGACUCGAGAGGAAGAGGACCUCUGCACCAUGCCACGUACUUAGGACAUACAGGGCAGGUGUGCUUGUUCCUGAAGCGAGGAGCCACACAGACGGGUGGCGAUGAUGAAGGCCAGGACCCUCUCAGCAUAGCAGUGCAGGCUGCCAACGCCGACAUCGUCACCCUGCUGCGUCUGGCUCGGAUGAACGAGGAGAUGAGGGAGUCGGAGGGGCCGUUCGGACAGCCAGGUGACACCACCUACCUGGACAUCUUCCGCGAGUUUUCCCACAUGGCAUCUCACAAUCCCGAAAAGCUAAAGCGGAGAAGCCUUCACUUCCGCCACUCCUUCAGAGUUUGAUAGAUGCACCCUUGUGGACCAGAAAGUGCAUAAGGAAUUUGGAAUGGACACUGUGUAGGCUAGAAUGUUUACAGAUAUGUGUGUGUGUGUGUGUAUAUAUAUAUAUAUAUAUAU
This is a messenger RNA of Electrophorus electricus (electric eel), 2768 nucleotides long. Lineage: Eukaryota; Metazoa; Chordata; Actinopteri; Gymnotiformes; Gymnotidae. The record is from RefSeq and is a predicted model, not a curated record.